This is a messenger RNA of Eurypyga helias (sunbittern), 1992 nucleotides long. Its product is annotated as rab proteins geranylgeranyltransferase component A 1-like. Gene Ontology annotation, cellular component: cytoplasm; cytosol; Rab-protein geranylgeranyltransferase complex. The annotation marks the transcript as partial. Lineage: Eukaryota; Metazoa; Chordata; Aves; Eurypygiformes; Eurypygidae. The record is from RefSeq and is a predicted model, not a curated record. The transcript has 14 exons. Gene Ontology annotation, biological process: intracellular protein transport; protein geranylgeranylation; small GTPase-mediated signal transduction. Gene Ontology annotation, molecular function: GDP-dissociation inhibitor activity.
GUUUGCCUGAAUCUAUUAUUGCAGCAGCAUGUGCCAGAAGUGGCCAGAGUGUUCUUCAUGUUGAUUCGAGAAAUUACUAUGGUGGAAACUGGGCCAGCUUUAGUUUUUCAGGAUUACUGUCCUGGAUUAAAGAAAAUCAGCAAAAGACGGACAUCGAUGAUGAACAUGAAGACUGGAGAAAAUUGAUCCUUGAGAAUGAAGAAGUUAUUUCUCUUAGCAAGAAGGAUAAAACUAUUCAAAAUGUAGAAGUUUUCUGUUUUGGCGAUCAGGAUUCAGCUGAAGAUGUUGAAGAAGCUGGUGCACUGCCAAAACUGCCUGUCCUUGGGGACUUGGGUGCUGAGGGAGUUGCUCAGGAAUCGGAAGAAGAGUGCCCGCCAAUGCAGAGUGCCUUACCGGAGGUGGAGAGCCAGGAACCAGAAAAGGCUACAGGCACUGAGCCAGCAGGUGCUAUGGAAGGGAAUGGUACAGAAAUAACCUCCCAGAAUGCAAGUUCUCCUAGUACGGCUUUAGGCGAGUCAGCACUGGAAUUGGGAAAAAAUGAAGCUGCACCCUCAGAAACUUCUGCCCAGGAACAAAAGAAAAUUACGUAUUCCCAGAUUGUUAGAGAAGGCAGAAGGUUUAAUAUUGAUUUAGUUUCCAAGUUGCUAUACUCCCGAGGUCUGUUAAUUGACCUUCUGAUUAAGUCGAACGUUAGCAGAUAUGCAGAGUUUAAAAAUGCGACACGAAUCCUCGCCUUUCGAGAAGGAAGAGUAGAACAGGUACCUUGUUCUAGAGCAGAUGUCUUCAACAGCAAACAGCUCACUAUGGUGGAAAAGAGAAUGCUAAUGAAAUUUUUGACAUUUUGUUUGGACUAUGAACAACACCCUGAUGAAUACCAAGACUACGAAAACAAUACGUUUGCUCAGUUCUUAAGAACACGGAAGUUAACACCCAGCUUGCAGCACUUCAUUCUUCACUCUAUUGCAAUGGUUUCGGAGACUGAUUGCAGCACUCCUGAAGGUCUUCAGGCAACAAAAAAAUUUCUUCAGUGCCUUGGCCGCUAUGGCAAUACACCAUUUUUGUUUCCUCUUUAUGGUCAGGGUGAGAUCCCACAGUGCUUCUGCAGGAUGUGCGCUGUAUUUGGUGGUAUCUAUUGUCUUCGCCAUUCUGUGCAGUGCCUUGUAGUGGACAAAGGAUCUGGACGAUGCAAAGCUGUUGUGGAUCACUUUGGACAAAGAAUAAGUGCUAACUAUUUUAUUGUGGAAGACAGUUACCUGUCAGAGGCUGUAUGCACAAAUGUGUGUUACAGGCAGAUCUCCAGAGCAGUGCUCAUUACAGAUCAGUCUGUAUUAAACACAGAUUCGGAGCAGCAGGUUUCCAUUAUGACGGUGCCCCCAGUGGAUCCAGGAAAACCAGCAGUUUGCGUCAUUGAGUUGUGCUCCUCCACCAUGACAUGCAUGAAAGACACUUAUUUAGUCCAUUUUACCUGCCCAUCAACUAAAACUGCCAGGGAAGAUUUGGAGCCUGUUGUACAGAAGUUAUUCAAUCUAAAUACAGAAAAAGAGGCUGAAAAUGAAGAACUGGAAAAACCUAGAGUCCUUUGGGCAGUCUACUUCAACAUGAGAGAUUCUUCAGGAAUUGACAAAAAUUCAUAUGACCACUUACCCUCAAAUGUUUAUGUCUGUUCUGGACCAGAUGCUGCUUUAGGAAAUGACUGUGCUGUCAAACAGGCUGAGACUAUUUUCCAAGAAAUGUUUCCUACAGAGGAAUUUUGUCCACCACCACCAAAUCCAGAAGAUAUUAUUUAUGAUGAAGAUGAGAUUGCAACAGAAGAGUCUGGAUUCAGUAAUUCACCAGAGACAAAACCUGAAUCCUCAACUGAAGAAAGCAGUAGUGGAGGUAGUACUGCUGCUAAGAAAGAAGAAAAUGAAGAAUGAAUUAGCACUAUUCUCUUAGUAGAAGAGGAGGUUGACCCAAACUAAAAUGUAAGGGAGGAAGGGUAAGAAAAAAGAG